UGAGCGAGAGGCAACGGCUAGCCAGCUGCGCGUUUGUCUUGCUUGCUUGUGUUUUUCGGUUAUCGUAGUGAGAUUGACGCUUCAUUCUUAUUUUCUUUCGUUCAACAAGCAACAGAAACAAGUUUCUGUAUAUGCGCGUGUGAAAAAAAACGUUCACAGAUGCGAUUGUGUAAUGAGCUGACUGAAAACAUACCGAAUUGGACGUUCCAAACCAGUGUCGCUAUUCAGAGUUGUUACUUGGAUACCAGUGCCUUUUGUCUGUAACAGUGAAUAAAACAAGAGUGGUGCUAUUUUUGUACGUUCCUGUCAGGUUACACGCCUGUGAACCCAGCAGUGUGAUCAGUGAUUGUUGUCGUGGCCGGUUUCCGUUGAGGAAACUUUCCAAACGUGCAUAAAACUGUGGGUAAUGCUUUCCUAGCGAAUGCGGGCCCUGCCUGCACGCAUUCCAUUGGGAAGCAAGUGCCGGCAAUAAGCAUUUUACGGGAGACAAGCGGAGCGGGUGGCGGGGUCGGCAGCGGCGGGCUGCUGACCAUGAACGCCACCCAGGUGCAGUGCGAGCCCCACGACUCGGUCGUCCUCAUUAAAUAUGAGCACCGGUCGGCGGGAGGCAGCUGGGAGGAACCUGUAAGCGCGGUGCGAAACACUCCGCUCAGGCGCUCCCAGCGGCUCAACUCGACACUGGACUCUAGGAGCAGCGGUCAAUUACGGAACACCCUGAGCCGUGCGCGUGAGUUGUGCGAGCGAUGGCGAAGCGGCGGCAACACGCCGUCACCCCCCGCACCACCCCCCGAAGACGAAGGCGGGGGGCGGCUCGCACGCUGGUUCAGCGUGCGCCGUGGCUCCACGCACCAAUACGACAUGCAUACACACGAGACUGACAAAAUGCCUAAACUGCCAGAGUUGGAGGAGGAUAUGUUCUCCUGCGGAGGAGAAGUACGAGGCGGUAGGGUGCCUCCGCCUUCUCUCGGCCCUCCACCGGACUCCCUCACACCAGUCCAACUCCGUCGUAGGCAUGUGGUCGCCGCUAUCAUACAUAGCGAAAACUCCUACGUCUCGACGUUGCAGAGGCUCAUAAACGACUACAAGAAGCCGCUAGAAGAAAGUAGUCCAGCUAUCUUAAACGCGAGCAAGAUCCAAACCUUAUUCCACCGACUGCCUGACAUACUGCAAUGCCAUCUGCAUUUCCGCACCGCACUCGCGGAUUGCGCGCGCACGUGGGACCGCGACGAAAAGAUUGGCGAGGUCUUCUUAAACGCAUUUUCCAAGGCUGUGGUGCUGGACGUAUACUCGGACUUCAUAAACAACUUCUCGGUCGCAAUGGAACUGGCAAAGAUGGAGUCGAAGAGGAAAUCAGCGCUGGCUGAUUUCUUCAAAGUGAAACAGAUCAGCGCACACGAUAGACUCUCUUUCUUCGGUCUCAUGGUGAAACCGGUGCAGCGGUUUCCACAGUUUAUUAUGUUUUUACAGGAUCUCUUAAAGCAUACGCCACAUGGUCACUUGGAUCGCGUGGCCCUGCAACGUGCUCUUACCAGGUUGGAAGCUUUGGCUGAAGCCUUAAAUGAAAGGAAGCGCGAGGCGGAACGGACUCAGGCGUUCCGCGCGGCGCUCCGGCGGCUGACGCGCGGCGGCGUGGCGGGCGCGGGCGGCGGCGGCGGCGCGGCGCGCUUCGGGGCCGCGCGCCUGCUCGCCUCGCGCGCCGACAAGCGGCACCUGCUGCGGCAGGACGACCUGCUGCAACUUGAGUUUAAUCAAUCUGGAACGUUGACGAAAUGCAAGCCUCGUCGACUGCUCCUCUUGAAUGACCUCGUGGUGUGCGUGUCGGUGGGGACCGGAGGAGACGACACUGAGCGUCUGGGACUCAAGUGGGCGCAUCCCGUGCAAGACGUUGAGGUUUUAGACACGGGGACCUCGCCUACACUGAGCAGAGUACUUGCUCAAGGUAUGAACCGUAGCGGGAGCCUGAGGUCUAGCUCGAGUAUCUGCAGCACGUCGACAGGCGACUCGCUCUGCAACGAGAUGUCCACCCUCAUGCACGACUACGAGACCGUGUCGAGGAUGGCGGACCUCGCAGCCUCCCUCAAGACGCCCUACCCGGAACUAGCGCCCGAGACCUUCAGAUCACUACUGCAGAGUAUACAGCAAAGUAUACAGAAAAAGGACGACGAAAUGGCGUGGGUGGACUCGUGCUGCCUGCAGCUCACGAUCCGCGGGCGCGAGGACGCGGUCACGUUCCGCGCCACCGAGCCGGGCGCGCGGCGCGCGUGGGCCACCGAGCUGCGCCUCGCGCAGCUGGCGCAGGCGCGCGCCAACUGCCCCGCCUGGCGCCUGCCCGCCUCGCUGCCGCACGCGCUCAGCCACGCGCCGCAGCACAAGAUGCCGCUCUUCGUGGCCGCCACGCCCGUCUACUCCUCCGCGCACCUCACGGAGGUGCGGUGCGGCUGCUUCUACACGUCGUCCGGCAGCCCGCGCGGCGCCACCAUGCGUCGCGCGCGCUCGCUGCUGUGGUUGUGCACGGCCGGCAACGGCGGCAGCCACGUGGCCGUGCUCACGCAUCGCGCCGCCAAGCUCAAAACGCUCGUCACGCUCGACCUGCCCGACACCAAGGUAACGUCAAUGGAGUACGCGAAAGGACUUCGACAAGUGAACACGCUGUGCGGCGACACAGUGUGGCUCGGCACUGAGGACAAGAAGAUCAUCAUAUUUUCAGGCGUAGAACCGGAAAAACAAGAGAAACUGACAGAAGUGACGACGGUCGCGACCGUCACGCAGAUUCGGUAUCACUGUGAUUCUAUGUUCGUGGGACUCUCGAAUGGUAGAGUGUCAGUGUUCAGGAGAAAUCAUGACGAUACGUGGGCACUUCAAGAGCCGCUUGCAAUCGAACUCGGCGACAAACCCGUGCACUGCGUACUGCCCGUCGACGGCAUCAUAUACGCGACGUGUGCACGAAGAGUGUUCGCUAUCAAUGCCCUCACUGCGGAGAUAAUACGUAUUCUUGAACUUAAAGGCGAAGGCGACCGCUCUGUUAAAUAUCUAGCGCAUUCCGGAGUUGGACUCUGGUCGGCUUUCUCCGACUCUACUUAUGUAAGUUUAUACCACGCUGAAACAUUUGAACAUUUGCAGAAUAUUGACAUCGCCGCUGAUGUGGCGAAAACUAUUGGUGCUAGGGAAGGCAGUAAACCGGCGUAUAUAUCGGCGUUACUUGCCGGACAAGGCCUUCUAUGGGUCGGGACGACAGCCGGCGUUAGUGUCACUGUGCCACUGCCAAAACUCGAAGGUCUUCCGCUCAUCGGUGGACACAUCGCCGUCUCGUAUCACGCUCACGCGGGUCCAGUUACAUUCCUAUUGUCACUUACGCCCGAAACGCGAGAGGUGGAUGUCAAUAUCGUUCGUCGGAAUCUGUCAAACGCCCGCGCUCUCGCUGACACCGUACAGGAGUACAAAGAGGACGAAAGUAAAGAGGAAAGCGACAAGCACAAACUCGAGAGGCGAAUAUCGGAAGAACUGAGUCCGUACCGACCGCAGCGCGUCCAGUCCGCGGUCAUCCGACGGAAGAAGCCAGGCGAUGUGCGGCUCAGUAAGACAUUACCAAAAUGCGCUAACUUAAAUGCUUGCGAUGUGUAUGGACUAUUCGGAGAUCUCAUGUUCGUAAAAGACUGCGUAGGAGAGGCUGACGUCAGUGGAUCGGGUGGUGAAUCCCUUAGGCGAAGUGAUCCGGAGCUGGCUGCGAUUCCUUUCCGCGUUAGUACGCUAGAUAGGCGGUUACGGAUGAGAACGGGACGGCCGCGGAGUUUGGACCUAUCUAGUUGGUCAGUAGACUCCCGAGCCUCGAGUCUGUGCACGUCGUCCGGCAGCGAGGAGUCCAUGGCAUUACGUGGAGUCUCGCGAACGAGUUCUGGUGCAUCAGGUGCCGCUAAUUUGGCACCGAUGGCUGCUUCGACGCCCGAUUCUUCGUCUGGUAAAUCAAGUGCCUCCGAACGAUCGAUAUCCCGCAGUGACUCCGCUAAUGCUGCUCCAGAAUUACGUUCUACGAGUAAGAGUGCAGGUCGAAGCCUUCGAGGUGCUGAUUAUAUCGUGGGCGACAGCUUGUCACGACGGUCGGUGGUGACGGUGGUGGGUGGUCGAGGAUACGUCGACUGGCGGCAGACGGCUGACGCGGCGGAGCGUCCCACUCCCGCCGCUGACCCUAACCCCAAAGACGCGCAUCUCAUUCUAUGGGAAAUGCGAUUGUAAAUCUAAAUAAUAACCACGUGUGAUCUGUCACACAAGGAAAACUAAUUUUAAGAUUAUUCAUAUCUACUGUAUGAAUUCUCAAUGUAAAUAAACCAGAGCAUCUGUAAUUAUGUAAAUGUCACUUGAAACAGCUCCUAAAUACAAUAUAUAUUAUAUAGAUUCGCGCUGAUUGAAAGUUGUUAAUUCCUUAUAAGCUUUAUUUAUGCGUCAAUCCGUUCCUGACUGGUGUAAAUCGAUAAAAUUAAUUAUAAUACGAGAGAAAUAAAAUGUAUAAUGUGUAAAUGAUGUGAUAAGCUUUAAAUUAUUUUUGGAUAAUUGGGUCCUGACUAGUUGCCACUGCGCCCGAUAUUUACAAUAGUUUGUAUGGCUUAUAUUAUAUGCAGGUGCAUUAUUUUUGUGAUUGUUUAUUGUAAUGUUAUAAAUUUUGAAUGUUGUCUCCGAACCCCGUUGUUGGGAGUAUUUUUGCUAGUUAUAACGGUAUGGCUAUAAGCUCGUAGUAUACCAGUCAUGUACUUUUACUUAUUAACUUUUACCACGUUUUAAAAUGUAAAAUUCAGUUUACUUUAUUGGUCAUGUGUAGGGUGGUAACGUUUUUUUUUUUUUUACUUCAGGCAUUGUAAUUUAAUUUUAUUAUGAACCGCCAUAUUAACAUAGAUUAAUUUUGUUAAAUGUAAUUAUUAAAAAUAAUUGUAAAAAUUAUCGUUAAUUCUUCUAUUGUAAUUUUAUUUUUCGACUGGUUAAUCAAUUAGUUUAAUGUAUUUAAAAGGGAAUCUAGUGGCCUUAUUUCUCUAAUGUAAAUUUCCAGUGUUUGAUUACGGCAUUCGUUUAAGCUUUAUUGUUAGACAUAAUGAUGUCGCUUUAAGAAUUAGACUGAUUUAGCGUUAAAACGUAUUAUUAGUUGAAUGUAAACGAUGAGCCGAAUGUACGACACUUCGAACGAAAAUUAUCGAUAAUUUAAGAAUCUAACCAAAUCAAAUAUAUUUUAUUACUAAAUUUCCGAAACAUCUGCGAAUAGAAAACUUGUUUUGUAUUUUUAAUGCACAAUAUUACAAAAGGUUGUUCAGUCACAAAGUGAUUUUUGUUAAGAAUUUUAGCUUAGGCUUACGCAAUGCGAUGCACUCCAAGAUACCGUUAUCAAGUUUUCAAUAUUAAACAGUUGAUCCUCACAAUUUUAUUACUGUUAGUCGUUGUUUGCAAUAUUUGUUCUUGGUCAGUAGAACAUUUAGUAUCGAUCAUUUAAUCCAAAGAAUCACAUUCAAUUAGUUGACGGUUUUGUAAGAACUGAAGUCGGUGAGAAAUAUUUAUCGACAAAAUUGUAUACAACAAAACUACGUGCCAAAAUGUAUAUUACCGAAAAUUAUGUACAGUGAUUUUAUUAUCUUAUAAAUGUAAAUUUCAAAAUUUAAUUUUUAUGUAUUUCUUCCAAAAAUCUGAUUUAUCUAAUUGCAAUAAACGAUCUUGAUGCGAAAAGAAUUAUCUCGAAUAUUUUGUAACGCAAACCUCAAUUUUUUUUUGUUAAAAAAAAUGGUUCUUUACACUGAAAAACGUCACAACAUGUAUGUAAUAAGGUGUAAAUAAAUUUUAAGUUUAUAUGUAUACACCUGUA
This is a messenger RNA of Nymphalis io (European peacock), 5836 nucleotides long. RefSeq names its product rho guanine nucleotide exchange factor 10. Gene Ontology annotation, molecular function: guanyl-nucleotide exchange factor activity. The record is from RefSeq and is a predicted model, not a curated record. Lineage: Eukaryota; Metazoa; Arthropoda; Insecta; Lepidoptera; Nymphalidae. The transcript is spliced from 14 exons. Gene Ontology annotation, biological process: actin cytoskeleton organization; positive regulation of stress fiber assembly. The coding region runs from base 532 to 4230 and encodes 1232 amino acids.